AUGGCCGAAAUUAUAGAGGUAUUCCUUAUGAGAAUAACAAACUUCGAAGAAGAGUUACGUAAAUCUCCUCAUUCAAUUCCCAAUACUGCAUCACUUGCUGCGGAGUUCACUUCAUUCAAGGCUUUUGUGGUCCAAGCACUUAGCAGUCUACAGCAGCAAGUGGAGCUCCUGGCCCAUACUGUGGAUCAGUUAGAAGUAAGGAGUCGUAGGAAAAUGCUUCUAUUUCAAGGUAUACCAGAGAACUCAAAAGAAAAUACUGCUCUUACACCGUGA
Molecule: messenger RNA, 273 nt
Organism: Parnassius apollo (apollo)
Lineage: Eukaryota; Metazoa; Arthropoda; Insecta; Lepidoptera; Papilionidae
Source: the annotation of a GenBank genome assembly